CUCNACUAUUAUUUCUGUCUCCCCUUCCCCCUUAACCCUCCUGAUAUUCUUCCUCUGCUGUUCCCAUGCAUUCUUUUUGCGAUUGCGAGAUCAGCUUAUGGGGUUUUGUCCCUUUUCGCCAUUUGGGUUAGCUUUUAUCUGUAAUUGGGAUGUCAUGUUUUGUUCUUCUGGACAUGGGUUUCAGGCUUUUUGCUCAAAAGCGUAUUGGGAUUGCCAAUUCUGUGGGGGUUCUUUCUCUUUUGCCCGUUGGCUUUUGGGAAUUUGAAUAUUGUUUCCCUCUGAGUUUAUGCUUUUCCUUUUGCUUUUGCUCCGUUAUUAACAUGGAUUUGCUUGUUGCGAGUUUUGUGGGUCUGAUCAAUUCUGGUUCUUAGAGAGAUAGGAGUUGUUGUUCUUCUACUGGGGUCCUCCAUGGCUCCGAAUUUCUACAGGGAAGGAAACAAUUGGUUCUGUAGUGCGGGAUUGCCAAGUGAUAUCACUGUUUCUGUUGAUGGCGUACACUUUCAUCUUCAUAAGUUUCCUUUGAUAUCAAAAAGUGGGAAGAUGGUACAAAUAUACGAACAAUAUCAGUACACCCCCAGGAAGACAUUUAAAGCAGUCUUAGAAGAUUUCCCUGGUGGCCCUGAUACAUUCUAUAUUGUGGCAAAGUUUUGUUACAACGGCCGGGUAGAGUUGACGCCGAAGAACAUUAUAACUUUGUAUUGUGCUGCAGACUAUCUUGAAAUGACAGAUGUUUAUGGGGAAGAUAACUUGAUCUCCAAAACCGAAAGUUACCUCCACGACAGCGUACUUCGCCAAUGGAAAGACUGUAUUGUAGCUCUUCAGAAUGCAGAAUCCGUUCUAAACAGGGUCGAAAAGCUCCAGAUAUUAAAAAAAUGUUUGGAUGCUCUUUCUGUAAUGGCUUGUACAGAUCCUAGCUUGUUUGGAUGGCCUAUGAAGAUGUAUGGUAGUUUACAGAGCCCCGGUGGAAGCAUUUUAUGGAACGGAAUUAACACGGGAGCUCGAAUUCGAAGCUCGGAAUCAGAUUGGUGGUUUGAAGAUGUUUCUUAUCUUAGUGUGAAUCUUUUUGAGAAACUUAUCAAGGCAAUGCAAGCAAGAGGGUUAAGACCUGAAAGCUUGGUAGGGGCUAUAAUUUACUAUGCUAGAAAGUACUUGCCAGGUCUGAGCCGCUGGCAUGGUAGACAAGCUGGGAAACCAAUGAAAGUUAUAAGUUUUAGUUUGAGUCCUGCUUCUGUUGAUCAAAGAAUUCUCUUAGAAACUAUUGAGAAACUUCUUCCCUUAAAGAAGGGGAAGUCGUUUUGCCGCUUUUUGCUCGGGCUUCUUCGAGUUGCAUUGAUAUUGGGUGUCGAUAAAUCGUGCUUGGACUCUUUGGAGAAAAGAAUAGGAAUGCAGCUUGAGCUAGCAACUCUGGAUGGUCUUCUGAUUCCCUCGUAUUCAGAUUCCGAUACGUUGUAUGAUACCGACUGCGUUGAGAGAAUCAUCCGUCAUUUUACGUCUUUGCAGUCUACGGUGACAGCGUUCUCUCCGGCGUCGCUUGAUCUUGAAGCAUCACCAGGAUCUGGACCAUUGAAAAGGGUAGCAAGAUUGAUAGAUAGCUAUCUGGCUGAAGUUGCGUCCGAUGUGAAUGUGAAACCUCGAAAAAUUAGAUCCCUUGCUGAGGCGAUCCCGGAUUCGUCAAGAUCUUUACAUGAUGGGCUAUAUCGAGCACUCGACAUAUAUUUUAAGGCUCACCCUCAUCUCUCGGCGAGCGAACGGGAAGAACUUUGCAAUGUAAUCGAUUACCAGAAACUAUCGAUUGAUGCGUGUGCUCAUGCAUCCCAAAACGAAAGGUUGCCACUUAGAAUUGUUCUUCAAGUGCUGUUCUUUGAGCAGAUGCAGUUGAGAACAGCUUUAGCUGGCUGUCUUCAUGUCCUGGACACUGAGAGCGCUUUGGCAGGUCCCGUUGCAGCAGCAGCCCCGGUCGAUACGACGGGGCAGAUUGUACAGAGGGACGGAUGGGUGACAAUCGUGCGGGAGAAUCAGGUUUUGAAGGUGGAUCUGGAAAACAUGAGGUGUAGAGUUGGAGAACUGGAGCAAGAGUUCAGUAGAAUCAAGGAAGAGAUGAAAAAGGUUACGAAAUCACAUAACUCCAACAGCGCUCCUCGCACGAUUGGCCAGAGAAUUGGGUGCAAGCUUCUCCCACGUGCAUCGGAUGCUCGGUCGGAUAUCGUCGAAAGCAUCAGCGCCAGUCCACGAGCUUCAGUGGAGCUGCGACGUCAUUCUAGACACAAGAAAAGCGUCUCACUGUUUUAAGCGUCGACUUCGAGUUAACGUAGGGGUUGUCUGGAGGAGAAAGAAAGGAAGGUGCUUGGUAUUGGUUAUUGAAGGCGUUUUCCUUCCUUUUCCCUCUGUGAUACAGUGAAACACAUGAACACAUUGUAAGAUAUGAAAUGUAUGAACUCAAAACACAUCUUCUCUUUGAUGAGAUUAAUUGUUGGGCAAACUUUACCCAUCAAAUCUUUUCAA
Cucurbita pepo subsp. pepo (vegetable marrow) is the source of this 2502-nucleotide messenger RNA. Its product is annotated as Phototropic-responsive NPH3 family protein. Gene Ontology annotation, molecular function: protein binding. The record is from RefSeq and is a predicted model, not a curated record. Lineage: Eukaryota; Viridiplantae; Streptophyta; Magnoliopsida; Cucurbitales; Cucurbitaceae.